AUGCACAUGCGUCGUACCUUGAACAAGUUUGGUCCGACGGAAUCGUUGACUUCACGAUCUAUCCAUCUUGCAAGGAAGGAUGCGUUGAGGAAGUUUUAUGAGUGUGGGUUUUCGUAUUCCAGGAAACUAACAGCCCACAAAUCAUGCGUCAACUACCUCGCCUUCUCAAGGCACGAUGGCAGAUGGCUCGCAAGCGCUGGAGACGAUUGUCGCGUGUUGCUUUGGGAUUUCAGUCAGGAGGAUGUGGUAUGUCCAGGGCAUGCUUUUGCCGGGCCUAUGGGAAAUGUACUGGCGCUUGAUUUCUCUGCUACGAAUCAGUAUUUGUAUAGUGGAGGAGCAGAUGAUGUUAUUUUGAAGUACGAUGUUUCGACGUUGCGGGAGGUUGGUAGUACUAGUAUUGGUGAGAGGGGUUGGUCGUCUUCCGUUGAACGGUACGGAGAUCACGAUACUCGGAAUGACGUCAAGGAGCAUAGGAUAGCGUCCGAGCGCUUACAUGCCAUCCAUACGAAGACGAGAUAUUUAUCAGCGCUAGGCACGUUUUAUUCCAACUCGCCCGUAUCCGAGUCUAAAUCGGCAUCUCACAGCGAAGACGGAAAACUCGUAUUGCAUGACAGCCGUGCUGGAGGCAGAAUGAGCGCGGCGCAGGGGACGCUUCAACAUACGGCUGCAUUCACAGGCGUGCAACAUCACCCUGUUAUGGAGCAUGUUUUUGCGACGUGCGACGUGCAUGGGCAUGUUUGUCUCCGGGAUACGAGGAUGACGUUUGGGCCGUUGUCGAGACGGUCGAAUGAUGGGAUCGUGAGAGUGUAUAACACGAAGUUGUCGAGAAAGUCGGCGGGUUAUCUUAGUAAUCCAGAGAGCAGCAGUUUGACUUUUGAUCGCGAUGGAAGCAAAUUAGCCGUGACGUUCCUUCACUAUUUCCCAACGAUAUAUGACAUGUCAGAUCCACAUCCCCUGGCUAUAUGCACAGGUCGUAACACUCCCGAUGGAACCCCUAUCUCUCCACCCCAACGAUCAUACACCAAUUCAUGUACGAUGAAAUCAGGCGCUUUCGGUGGUCCUGGCAUGGAUGAAGACAAUAUGUACGGUGCUGGGUCUGAUGAUUUCAGGGCUUAUGUAUGGAGGAUUCCUCCUUUGAUGACUUUGCAAGGGCUUAGACAGGAGAUCACCCCUCAUGACUGGUAUGCCCGCGAGUGGCCGGAUACUGUAGCGUUUGCGGAAGGCAAGUGGGAGAGCAGAUACGUGCCUUAUGAAAUAUCGAUGCCAUUAGCGAGACUGAAUGGGCAUAAAUCAAUCGUAAAUUCUGUCGCGAUUCAUCCGUCCUUGCUACAUAUCGCGACUUCGGGCGUCGAACGACAAAUCAUACUUCAUAGCCCUACGCCUUCGUCGCCUGCUGUUCAAAAUCUCCUUCCUACUCCACCGGCUGUGAGGAUGCUUCAACCACAAGAUCUAGCAGCGCAAAGAAUGUUUCUACGAGCACUUUUUGGGCCACAUCCGACACUGCAUGAAGAUGUUGAGGAUGAUGAAGGGGAGAAUGAGACGAUCUCACUUUUUGAUCAUAUUUUGAGAGCAGAGGGUGAAGCAGAUGUGUUUACAAUAAGACGUUGGGGAGAAGAUUCAGCAGAAGAUUCAGAAGAUGAAGAUGAGACGAUAAUCGAUGACUUUGAUACCUCUCUUUCUGAUAGCUCCCUAUAA
Molecule: messenger RNA, 1695 nt
Organism: Suillus plorans
Lineage: Eukaryota; Fungi; Basidiomycota; Agaricomycetes; Boletales; Suillaceae
Product: WD40 repeat-like protein
Exons: 12
Coding region: 1-1695 (564 amino acids)
Biological process (GO): negative regulation of fatty acid biosynthetic process
Cellular component (GO): cytoplasm; Cul4-RING E3 ubiquitin ligase complex
Molecular function (GO): protein binding
Source: RefSeq, a predicted model, not a curated record